UGUUAUCGGGAUUGUGUGGCUGUUUACGCGGCCGAGCGACGCGUUUUUGUGUGUUUGAGCGGUGGGAGGCAGCGCUGUGCCAACCAGCGUCCGCAAGCGCUGCGCCGGGGCGUCGAAAAGCGUGAAAAGGCCACGUGCGCGCUGUGGAAUCAUUGAGCGCUGCGCGAGACCCGGCGAAGCGGUGACACGCACGGCUCGCCCACCCUUGUCGAGAACGCGUGGGAGAACGAUAACGGGCAACCGGUCGCGCGCGCGGCCGAAACCCCCCCGGCGCUCCGCGCGCCUCGUGGAGGGAGACCAACAACCGCCGGCGCGCACGCACACAAGAAACCCCCGCAACGCAGGCGAGAGCGCGCGGGCCGGCGCCACCAUGCAGAACAUCAAAUGUGUUGUGGUAGGAGACGGCGCCGUCGGCAAGACGUGCCUGCUCAUCAGCUACACGACGAACGCCUUCCCGGGCGAGUACAUCCCGACGGUCUUCGACAACUAUAGUGCCAACGUCAUGGUCGACGGGCGGCCCAUCAACCUGGGGCUGUGGGACACGGCCGGCCAGGAGGAUUAUGAUAGGUUGCGGCCGCUGAGCUACCCGCAGACGGACGUGUUCUUGCUCUGUUUUAGUAUUACGAAUCCCACGAGCUUCGAGAACGUGCGCACGAAGUGGUACCCCGAGAUUGCGUCACACGCGCCGGGCGUUCCUUUCAUCCUCGUCGGCACGAAAUUAGAUUUGCGCAACGACCCGGAGACGGUCGCGCGGCUCCAGCAGAAGCGCCGCAUGCCCGUCAACUCGGAAGACGGCAUGCAGCUCGCGCGCGAGCUCGGGGCCUACAAGUACAUCGAGUGCUCCGCGCUGACGCAGCAGGGCCUCAAGGGCGUCUUCGACGACUCGAUCCGCUGCGUGCUCGACGCCAUGAAGAAGCCGAAGAAGAAGAAGAAGAAGUGCGUCGUCGCGUGA
This is a messenger RNA of Pelagomonas calceolata, 952 nucleotides long. NCBI's taxonomy places the organism in Eukaryota, Pelagophyceae, Pelagomonadales, Pelagomonadaceae. The record is from the annotation of a GenBank genome assembly.